AUAAUUGCUUGAUUUCACUUUCAGCUAGUACCUGCAGUAAUUUUAAAUGUAUCGUGAAAGCAAGCUGACGUUAAUGUCAACAUGCCACGACCAAUGCAUAAGGCUAGUUUUCUGUGUAAAUAGUUUUCUGUUUCCGAUUGCAUGACAUGAGUUUGCCCGGUCACCUCUGAAAUAUGCGCUGGGUAAAAACAAUAUUGUCACUUGCGAGAAAUACCGAAAUGGCAUUUGCGAGGCUAUAUCAUCCCACGUGUUAACUGUGGCGCGGUUAGUAAUCUGACAUGGAGAAAGAUGGAGGUGAUGGGGCUCUGCUGGAGUGUCCCUGGCUUCCAGUGUGCAUCAGUGGGUCUCAGCUCCUGGCCAAGACCUGGUUUCGGGACACAACGUACCGCAUCCUCCUCACUGACCUGCACUCUGUGUGGGAGGAGGAGAUGGACACCGAGGCCAUUCAGGACCGAGCACAGCAGCUGAACAGGCGAUUGCGUGCUCCCGUCCACGCUUUUUUCUCCCGCCUGUGCGAGGCAGCUCUCCCUAUCCUCUCCGGACAGGGUUGUGGAGGGUCAGAAGCUGGCGCGGUGGCGCCGGCCCACUUCUCCCUCACACGGCCAGGCGGCGAGGUCCACCUGAAGCUGAAGAGUGAGCUGGCUGGGGUACCCUUCUACUGGGAGUUCCGCUGCAGCCCAGCUCCUGUGGCAUUGGUGUGCAGUCAGCUUGUGCGCCCCCUGCUGUUGAUGAGCAGGUUACUGCAGAAGCAGAUGGGCCAAAUGGGAGCUCUCCUGACCAGGAAAGACGUGGAGAUCCAAGACUACAGAGACAACGGGGCAGUGCUGAGCAGAGAGCGAUUGCAGACAGAGUUGUUUGAGAAGCAGAUCUACGAGGAGACUUUCUUGGCACAAGCUAUACCACAGGUAUGUGCGGGACAGGACUGUCUUGGGUUCAACUCCGAGAUGCAGGAGCUCUACUCGGCCGUGACCCGCUACAGCAACACAAACGCUCGCGAGCGCAAGAUCUCCGAGAGACACGCCCCCAAAGAGGACGAGUCAACCAAACAGGACCAAGAGCUUAGCCACGCCCCCAGCAAAUCCCAGUCCACAGGGGACAGUGUAAAUCAUGGGCCGGGUCAACUGGGCCGGAUUAGACCUGGUGACCAAGAUGGAUUGACAGACACUGAGAGGUCCAGUGAAGAACAGACGAAACGUCCAAUUCCUGCUUCUGCUUCCGAUCGGCACACAGCACGACCCAAGAAGAAAAAAGCUAAGGGAAUCUUUGGAUGACUCUAAAACCAGGACAAUACAGACACUGUCUGAAUUUUGGUACUAGUACGCUCUGGUCAAAAGCAGUCUAGAAGGAGGGGUUAUUUUGGGAAGAAACAUAUGAACACUCCCCACUACAUAUGACCUAUUUUAAGCAGUCAUCUACCUGGAUGUCUUUAAAAAAAAGACAAUUUUUUUUUGAGGUAUGCAAUUGUUAAUAGUGUAUUUAAUGGAUAUGCGUUUUAUUUUUUUAUUAAUAAAUGAAUCAGUGUGUGAAUGAA
This is a messenger RNA of Esox lucius (northern pike), 1531 nucleotides long. It is a transcript of the gene nhej1, whose product is annotated as nonhomologous end-joining factor 1. The transcript is spliced from 8 exons. Gene Ontology annotation, cellular component: nucleus; DNA ligase IV complex. NCBI's taxonomy places the organism in Eukaryota, Metazoa, Chordata, Actinopteri, Esociformes, Esocidae. Gene Ontology annotation, biological process: double-strand break repair via nonhomologous end joining. Gene Ontology annotation, molecular function: DNA end binding. The coding region runs from base 279 to 1271 and encodes 330 amino acids. The record is from RefSeq and is a predicted model, not a curated record.